Thermochaetoides thermophila DSM 1495 is the source of this 3165-nucleotide messenger RNA. RefSeq lists its product as uncharacterized. NCBI's taxonomy places the organism in Eukaryota, Fungi, Ascomycota, Sordariomycetes, Sordariales, Chaetomiaceae. Gene Ontology annotation, biological process: tRNA re-export from nucleus. The record is from RefSeq and is a predicted model, not a curated record. Gene Ontology annotation, cellular component: cytoplasm; nuclear pore; nuclear matrix. The transcript has 2 exons. The coding region runs from base 1 to 3165 and encodes 1054 amino acids. Gene Ontology annotation, molecular function: small GTPase binding; tRNA binding.
AUGGACGCUCAGAUCGAGCAAGCGAUCGAGAUCGCCGCGAAUCCUGCGUCGGAACCAUCGCUCAAGAACCAGGCCAUCGAAUACCUUAACCAGGUCCGCGCCGACCCCCAGGGCUGGCAGGUCUGCACUACCCUCUUCACCCGCACUCCUCGCCCAUCCGAGGUUACUCGGCUAGUGUCGCUAGAAAUCAUCAACAAUGCCGUGCAGUCGCAAGUCCUGGACGCCAACGGCUUGAGCUUUCUCAAGCAGGCCCUGCUCGACUACAUAGCGCGCAACUAUGGCGGCGAGUCUCAGGACUCACCUGACCCGGCGCACCUUCAAAACAAGCUUACCCAAACCUUGACUUAUAUGUUUGUGUUCCUCUAUAAGGAGGGCUGGACAAGCUUCAUCGAUGACUUCCUGGCCCUUGCAAACAAGGAGAACAAUCUGCCUGGCGUGGUCAUGUACCUGCGCAUCUUGGGCUCCAUCCACGAUGAGAUUGCCGACCUGAUGCUCAGCCGCCCCGACAGCGAGGCCAAGCGCAAUGCCGAGCUCAAGGACCUGAUCCGCGAGAGGGAUAUGCGCAAGAUUGCGCAGUCCUGGAAGGAGCUGCUGGUGCGGUGGAACGGCAAGAAUGACAACGUGCUGGAGAUGACGCUCAAGAUCAUCGGCAAGUGGGUUAGCUGGAUUGACAUUCACCUUGUUAUCAACGAGGAGAUGAUGAACCUCUUGCUGCCUUUGGUUGGGAGGUUAAAUGCCUCCGGCAAGGAAGACCGGGUCCGCGAUGCGGCGGUAGACUGUUUCACGGAGAUCGUGGCCAAGAAGAUGAAGCCCAAUGACAAGGUCGAGAUGAUCUCCUUCCUGAACCUCCGCGAGAUCGUCACCCAGCUGCUGGCGAGCCCGCCGCUUAACGAGUGGAAAGGAACGCCCCGCUACGAUACCGAUCUUGCCGAGGCCGUAGCUAAGCUUGUCAACACCAUCAUGACCGACGUUGUCCGUGUCCUGGAGGAUGGCAAAGCCGAGACGGAAGCAAGGGCAAAGGCUGAGCAGCUGCUGCGCGACUUCCUCCCGUCGCUUUUGCGUCUCUUCUCGGACGAGUACGACGAAGUGUGCUCAACCGUCAUCCCCUCGCUGACCGACCUCUUGACAUUCCUUCGCAAGGUUGGCACGUUGCCUGCCAGCUACUCAGAGAUGUUGCCGUCUAUCCUGAACGCCAUCGUGCUCAAGAUGCGGUACGACGAGACGAGCAACUGGGGCGCUGAAGACGAGCAGACCGACGAGGCCGAGUUCCAGGAGCUGCGCAAGAAGCUGCAGAUUCUGCAGAAGAGUGUGGCUUCGGUCGACGAGAACCUGUGCAUCGAGUACCUGAGCAAUCUGGUGGCCAACAUGUUUAGCACGCUGGAGCAGCAGGGUUCGAACAUGGACUGGCGAGACCUCGACCUGGCGCUGUACGAGAUCUACCUGUUUGGCGAGCUCGCGCUGCCCAAUAUGGGUCUGGCCCCCAAGAGCCAGGCGAAUACCCUCGCUGUCGAGAGGCUGGCUGUCAUGAUGAGCAAGAUGGUCGAGUCGGGCAUCGCCAACUACCCCCAUCCUGCGAUCGUCCUUCAGUACAUGGAAAUCUGCGCUCGGUAUUACCACUUCUUUGAGAGCCAUCAACAGUACAUUCCGCGGGUUCUCGAGAACUUUAUCCAGCUGGUUCACCACGACCAUGUUCGCGUCCGGACAAGGUCUUGGUAUCUAUUCCUGCGCUUCGUCAAGACGCUGCGGGCACAGGUCGGCAAUGUGGCAAAGACGGUUAUCGAGUCCAUCAGCGACCUCCUGCUCAUCAAGGCUGAAGUUCCUGGCAACGACGCCGAUGAUGACAUGUCAUCUGAUGAGUCCGAUCACUCGGCCGACGCGGUGUUCAACGGCCAGCUGAACUUGUAUGAAGCUGUUGGCUGCAUCGCAUCUACCACUGCUACGCCGCCGGAGGAGCAAGCGCUGUACGCUCGUUCUGUCAUGGAGCCCCUCUUUAACGACAUGAGCGCGCACCUAGAAAGGGCCAAGACCGGUGAUGCUCAGGCUAUCCUGCAGGUUCAUCAUAUCGUGAUGGCCCUGGGUACCUUGGCUAACGGCUACAGCGAGGCAAUUGCUGCGCAGCAGCAGCAGCAGCAGCAGCAGCAGCAGCAGCAACAACAACAGCAACAACCUAAGGACAAGGAGGGUGCCGCGGUCGAGAAGAAGGCCCGUCCACAGCCCCCACAGGUGAUUGCAAACGAGUUCUCGCGUGCUGCUGAGGCCAUCCUGAUCGCUCUCAGCCAGCUCAAUGCGAGCAGCGAGAUCCGUGCCGCCUGCCGGUCCGCCUUCUCCCGUCUGCUCGGCGUUCUGGGCGUUUCUGUCCUGCCCCAACUGCCGCAAUGGAUCGAGGGCCUGCUCUCGCGCAGUUCGACCAAGGACGAAAUGGCCAUGUUCCUCCGCCUCCUCGAACAAGUUGUCUACAACUUCAAAGGCGAGAUCUACAACAUCCUCGACCUCCUCCUAACCCCCUUGCUCGAGCGCAUCUUCAGCGGUCUCUCCGAGCCCAUCAGCGGCACAGACGACGAGAUCCAACUGCAGGAACUCCGCCGCGAAUACGUCUCCUUCAUCCAAGUCAUCUUCCUCAACGACCUCGCCGGCGUCCUCGUCUCGGCCGCCAACCAAGCCAUCUUUGAGUCCCUCGUCCAGUCCAUCAUCACCAUCGCCAAGACCCUCUCCUUCGGCAACCUCGUCCCCUCCCGCAUCGCGCUCAACGUCCUCACCCGCAUGGCCGUGCAGUGGGGCGGCCCGGACAUCGUCACGCCCGGCCCGGAGAACAACCUUGCUAACCCGACGCCGGCGCCCCAGCCCGCGUUCUCUGGAUUUGAUAGCUUCAUGAUUGACCAGUUCCAUACCCUGUGCUGGGCCGUCAUCCAGGAUCCGACCUUCCGCCCUGGGUCGGAUGCGCAGAGUAGGCAGAUUCUGAAUGAGAUUGCUGGCUUACAGCAGGUGGUGUACGCCAAGACGGGAGAUGUGUUUGUUAGGCAUGUGAGGGAGGUGACGUUCCCGUCUCUGGGGCUCGGCGAGGCGCAUGCGGGGGAGUAUCUGAGGGUUGUGGCGACGUCUGCGGAUCGCAAACCGGUGGGGCAGUGGUUGUUGGAAUUGUUGAAGGGGAAGGGGGGCGGAAGGUAG